Hemicordylus capensis (graceful crag lizard) is the source of this 1285-nucleotide messenger RNA. It is a transcript of the gene CMTM5, whose product is annotated as CKLF like MARVEL transmembrane domain containing 5. Bases 427 to 870 code for a protein of 147 amino acids. The transcript is spliced from 5 exons. The record is from RefSeq and is a predicted model, not a curated record. NCBI's taxonomy places the organism in Eukaryota, Metazoa, Chordata, Lepidosauria, Squamata, Cordylidae. Gene Ontology annotation, cellular component: membrane.
AAAGGGCAGGUGGACAGAGAGAGAGAGAGAGCCUGCCUGCCAUUGCAAGGUCCUGGUCCUCCACGGGGCCUGCUCUGGGACUGGAGGAGCACUCUGUGGGCACAGGCCAGGGCCAUUUCCUUCUCCCUGGGCAGCAGGGCGGCGAACAAUCUCUCCCUCUGUGCUGCCUCCUCCUCGCCCUCCUCUGCUCCUGCCUUGCCCCAUCCCCUCUCUUCUCUUCCUCCCCUGCACUUUGCUCCUCUCCUCUCCUCUCCUCUCGGCCAGAGCCCCUUCUCCCCAACCUGGUUUCCUCUUCCCCGCCUCUGGCCUGGAAAUCCGGCUGGCUGCCAGGCCGCCUUGGAACAGACUCCCCCUUUCAUCUCUCCGUUGGCUUUUCCUCACUCCCUCCAUCCCCCCCCAGCGCUCUCCUCCGGCACAGCCAGCAGGAUGGGGGAGCAGGACGAGGCAGCCGGGGGGCUGCAGGGCUUUGCACUGGACAAGGACUUCCUGCGCUCCCCCAAGGGGGUGCUGAUGGGGGCAGAGCUGGGCCUCUGCUUCUUGGUCUUCUUGCUGCUGACCGCCUCCAUCUCGGCCUAUAUGGGUGCCGCCCUGCUGGAGGUGCUGGUGACGCUGGCGUUCCUGGGACUGCGGGCGACCCACUACCACGAGCGCCUGACCCGCAUCAACUGGCCCUGCUUGGACUUCCUCCGCUGCAUCAGUGCCGCCAUCGUCUUCAUCGUUGUGGCCUUUGCGGUCAUUGCUGCCAGUCACGAGGGAUCUGCUGUCUCUGCCUUUGUCUUCAGCCUCAUCCUCAUUGCUGUUUUCUGUUUCGAUGCCUACAAAACGUAUAGAGCAGAAAUGGGACCCGACCAGGACCCAGAUCUCGGCUGAGAGAACCUGCGCCCCCUGCUGGCGAAAGCAACGCACACACAGAGCUGCCACUGCUGCUGCUGCCGCUGCCGCUGCCACCCUCCACAAAUCACUCCUGAACGCCCUGCCACUGCAUCCCUGGCCUACCCGCUUCUCCCAAGAUCUGACCGUGCGCCACUAUCUUGACCCAAAGGCCCCACAUUAUUCCAGCCGUGACCCAGAGGGCGAUUCCCACACCCAUCCCACCCUCCGUGGCAAUGAAGAGCCACUUUGAAGCUCCAGAAGAGUCCACCCACUUUAUGUGCUCCCCACUCACCAAACUGGAGUUGGGGGGUGGGGGGGGGGGUAGGGAGUGUUUCUACCACAGUUCGGACUCGUGGGUGAUUUCUGUGUUUAACUUGCUGGGGAGACAAGAUUAAAGGUGCUUUUAAUGUGA